This is a messenger RNA of Jatropha curcas, 462 nucleotides long. RefSeq lists its product as hypothetical. The record is from RefSeq and is a predicted model, not a curated record. NCBI's taxonomy places the organism in Eukaryota, Viridiplantae, Streptophyta, Magnoliopsida, Malpighiales, Euphorbiaceae.
CUUUCCUCAUAACCAUUCAUUAGCAGGGGGGGCAAAACGAAACCUAAAGAUUUCGAAUUGGAAGGGAAAAAGGUACAGAGCAAUAGCAAUGAAAGGAUCGGAGCUAUCAUCGCCACCAACUAUAACCAUCAAAACCAACAAUAACUAUGUCGGUAAGCCACAAAAACCUUAUUUCAGGCCUGCCCAAGAUGACACUAAACCUCCACUUCAAGACCCAAUCCUGAGAUCGGAUCCCAUUGAGACGGAAGAAGCAGUGCUGCGAUUGCCUCCUUUUCCUGUUGUAAAAUUGAACCACUAAUCUUAUUGAGGUUUAUUGGAUUCUCUGUAACUAUUUUUCCCCUUUUAUUCUCAUAUUUUCUUUUCUUUUGUUUUUUCUUUUUACUACUCUGUUGAAACCGAUUAGAGUUUGUUUAUUGAGUUAAAUUAAUAAAUUUGAAUAAAGAAUUGAAAGCUUAGUUCAUA